This is a messenger RNA of Ixodes scapularis (black-legged tick), 666 nucleotides long. RefSeq names its product catechol O-methyltransferase domain-containing protein 1. The record is from RefSeq and is a predicted model, not a curated record. The coding region runs from base 118 to 666 and encodes 182 amino acids. Gene Ontology annotation, molecular function: O-methyltransferase activity; S-adenosylmethionine-dependent methyltransferase activity. Lineage: Eukaryota; Metazoa; Arthropoda; Arachnida; Ixodida; Ixodidae. The transcript has 6 exons.
CCGAAAGCUGGUCACACCGACGAGAACGCUGUGCAGUAUGCCGCUGAUAACAGCCUUCGCCUUCAUCCUGCGCAGGCGGAGCUGAUCGACUUGACCAAAAGUCUGCCCUGGGGUGGCAUGAUGGGAGACAGAUGCGAGCUCCAGUUUUUUCAGCUUCUACUUAGGGCAAUAAAUGCGAAGAAAUAUCUCGAAAUCGGUACUUACACUGGGUGCAGCGCAAUGGCUGCUGCGUUGGCGCUGCCCCCUGACGGCAAAGUGGUUACUCUGGAACUUCACGAGUGCCACGUGGAUAUCGGUCGGCCUUUCUGGGAGAAGGCGGACGUGGAUCAAAAGAUUGAGACUAGGAUCGGGCCAGCCAAAGAGACGCUGGACGCAUUAAUAGCGGAAGGCCAAGCCGGAACAUUCGACUUUGUUUUCAUCGACGCGGACAAGGAUGAUUGCGACGUCUACUACGAGAAGAGUUUGCAGCUGGUCAGAAAGAACGGCAUCAUUGCUAUUGACAAUGUCUUUUGGAUGGGGUACGUCUACGGUACCAUCGACGAUCCUUACUUCGAGAAAGGAACGGUGGCGCUGCGAGCACUCAAUCGAAAACUGCACCGAGAUGAUCGCAUUCAUCUGUGCAUGCUCACCUUGGCCGAUGGUGUGACGUUGGCACUUAAGAAAUAG